Molecule: messenger RNA, 1971 nt
Organism: Perkinsus marinus ATCC 50983
Lineage: Eukaryota; Perkinsozoa; Perkinsida; Perkinsidae
Product: Kinetochore protein ndc80, putative
Exons: 17
Coding region: 16-1920 (634 amino acids)
Biological process (GO): attachment of mitotic spindle microtubules to kinetochore
Cellular component (GO): Ndc80 complex
Source: RefSeq, a predicted model, not a curated record
AGCGUUACAGCGACUAUGGAGCCAACGACACCAGCACGGUCGGAGAAGGCCCCUCGUAGGGUUACCAUCAACCCGAUGAGUGCUCCCAAAACCACAAGGAAGAAGAGUGUUGGUCAGCGACAACAACAGCAACAACAACAACCUGGGAGUGGCGCGAAGAGUGGGGCUGUACGUGACCUCUACCAGACGGCCCUUCCGACGAGCCAUACCGGCCUACAGGCCUCGCUGAGCCCAAAGCCUGUUCAAGCAACCUUGCUGGAUCCCCCUAGGAGUCAUGACGGGACAGUACGCCUGAAGGACGAGAGGCCGCUCCAAAGCAAGGGGUAUAGGAAGGCGUGCGCUGAGUAUGUGUAUGCCUAUCUAAGCAAGCACGGCUAUCGUUCAGAUCGUAUGAAGCCUGGUUGGUUCGACAGCCCUUCGACGAGGGAGUUCUUCUCUCUCUGCGAGUUCCUGCUGGAGCGUAUUGAUCCCAACCUGAUCGUCUCUGCUCCCCAAAAGAAGAGCACUCCUGAGGACCUCAUCUCAAUCGUCAGGACGAAGCUGUUGUAUCCCUAUGAUGUGCCCAAGUCAGCCCUGGCUAGUGUUGGGGCCAUCACCACAUGGCCUGCCCUCCUGGGGUUGCUCAGUUGGCUGGUGGAAGAGGCAGAUGAGGCGGACAGGAUGAGGGAGCGAAUUAAUUCAGUUUCUGAUACCUGUCGGGCUCGAGAGAAGGCGCUUGGUACGGCCUAUACUUCUUGGGUUCAAGCGGGCCAGGCCGAAACACUGGAGGAGACUGCGAUGCUCGACAAGAUAGAAGGCCUGACUAGGGCGCAGUAUGAAGAGCUGAGGAGCGAAAAUGCGAAGUGCUUGAAAAUAAUCGGGGACAAUGAGGCGGCUAUAGAGAAGAUCAAGGAAAGUGGCGAUCUGGACGACCCCGAGCAGUAUGAGAGGAAGAACGAGGAAAUACGUGGGUGUGUUGCGGAGAAGGAGCGUGAAGUUGGAGAAUUAAGAAGGCGUGAAAAGGAAGCGGCUGAAGAGAGGCAGAAGUGGGAAGAGAGGACGGCGAGGGAGAAGGAAAAGGAGAAAAAAUUGAGGGAUCGGAUUGACGAGCUCAGUCAGCGGGUCGAUGCCCAAACGUAUAGUCAUGAGGAUCUAGCGCAGCUCUUGGCUCGCUCGAAGCGGCUGGAUGAGGAGGCACGCCACUUGCAGGAACAGAUAGCCCGAUGUGAUUCGGACACAAAUGCCGAGGAUGCCCAAUUACGUACGGAGCAGGAUACGCUUCAAAGACUGUGUCACCAAUUUAAUGAGUGCAUCGGGGCGGGAGGGCACCCAGCGAUACCUCGUGCCAACUUCAAUCCAGAAGCUACUGAGUUCCUCAAACGAGGUUUUGGAUCAUUAGCUGCACCCGGUCUGAAUAUCGAAUCGUUGGUGGACGCUAGAGUUGAGGACACGCGGAAGCAACUGAACAAGGCAGAGGAUGCCCUACGAGAGUACGUUGAAAGCAGAGAGCAAGCUGACAAGCAGCUGAGGAAGGCUAAGAAGGAGAUCAAGACUGUGGCGAUGAAGGAGGCUGAAUGGAAGGAAACCAGAGAGGCCCUCUUGAAGGAAAGGGCCGACUCAGAGAAGAAGGCAGUAGCCGAUGCGGAGGCUCGCUUGGUCGAGCUUGAUAAGCAGAGCAAACACCUGCAUGAGUCGUCCAAGGCGCAGAAGGUGAAGGUGAUUGAAGACACCGCUACUGCUAAGGAAGAGGCUCGAGAUUUGGAAGAGCGCACGGAGCAAUCGGUUCGUGAACGGAAGGUAUAUGAGCAACGAUUUGAAGCGGCUGUAGACGUUAUCAACUCGAUUGUCGAGCAUGGCCUCAAGAAAGCUGACGAUCUAGACCAAUGCUUGGACGACGAGCUGGCCCGGAUGCAGGAAGAGCUCCCAAUACGGAGCGGUUAAUUAGGAUGCUGAAUGCAAGGGGACAUGCAGCUACCACAAAGGCACGUUUCG